This is a messenger RNA of Haliotis rufescens (red abalone), 1354 nucleotides long. RefSeq names its product protein draper-like. NCBI's taxonomy places the organism in Eukaryota, Metazoa, Mollusca, Gastropoda, Lepetellida, Haliotidae. The coding region runs from base 121 to 1263 and encodes 380 amino acids. Gene Ontology annotation, molecular function: scavenger receptor activity. The record is from RefSeq and is a predicted model, not a curated record. The transcript has 9 exons.
UGUUCCCUUGGGACCUAUGGACAAAACUGCAGCAAGCAAUGUACUCAGAGGAAUUGUGCAGGAAACUCGUCAUGUGAUCACGUUACAGGAACAUGUGUUGCCGGAUGUAAAGCAGGUUGGAUGGGCAAAGACUGUGUGGAGGAAUGUUCCCUUGUGACCUAUGGACAAAACUGCAGCAAGCAAUGUACUCAGAGGAACUGUGCAGGAAACUCGUCAUGUGAUCACGUUACAGGAACAUGUGUUGCCGGAUGUAAACCAGGCUGGAGGGGCAAAGACUGUGUGGAGGAAUGUUCCCUUGGGACCUAUGGACAAAACUGCAGCAAGCAAUGUACUCAGAGGAACUGUGCAGGAAACUCGUCAUGUGAUCACGUUACAGGAACAUGUGUUGCCGGAUGUAAAGCAGGUUGGAUGGGCGAAGACUGUGUAGACGAAUGUUCCCUUGUGACCUAUGGACAAAACUGCAGCAAGCAAUGUACUCAGAGGAACUGUGCAGGAAACUCGUCAUGUGAUCACGUUACAGGAACAUGUGUUGCGGGAUGUAAAGCAGGCUGGAUGGGCAAAGACUGUGUAGAUGAAUGUUCCCCUGGGACCUAUGGACAAAACUGCAGCAAACAAUGUACUGACAGGAACUGUGCAGGAAACUCGUCAUGUGAUCAUGUUACAGGAACAUGUGUUUCCGGAUGUAAAGCAGGCUGGAUGGGCAAAGACUGUGUGGAGGCUUGCAAAGCCCAUCGCUAUGGUCGAAACUGUGUUAGGACUUGCGCCACCAGACAUUGUGCUGGGAACUCAUCUUGUAACUCCACAGGGAACUGUGACAGCGGGUGUGAGACAGGGUGGACACUGGACGAUUGUACAGCUUGCAACAGUCAACAUUAUGGAGCAAAGUGCACCAAGCUCUGUGUCUCGAGAUACUGUGUGGGGAAUUCAUCCUGUAACUCUACAGGGCACUGUGACAGUGGGUGUGAGAGAGGGUGGACACAGUCAGACUGUACAGUCUUUCAAGAGGCCGUGAAAUCAGAUCCUGAUGACUCUGUACUAACAUAUGUUGGGGCUGCGGUGGGUGUUUUCCUGUUUGUCCUUGUGCUGGUUCUCAUCCUUUCCCUCAUCAGACGAAGGAGAAUCUCGGAAAGAAAGCAUUGUGAUGUUGGACUGGUCUCGAAGACUCGAGAGAACUCUCAAGAUGAAGGUAGAGCAGAUGAUAAUAAGUAUUAUUAUGUUUUUGGCCGUUCACUGUUUGAAAUAAAACAAUCCUUUUUAGCAUGAUCAUUCAAUAAAAAGAAAAACAGGUUUAAAUGAAGCUCCCAAGUUCUAUGUCUGUAAAACACAGGAUGUAUAUAUUAAAAACAUAUUUUUA